GCUAUUUUUGGCACAUAACAGAUUUCCACUACGACCCGCUCUACACGUCUCAAGGCGACACUAGAAGACAUUGUCGGAGAGCCGACGAGCGUGGAAGUUCAGGCCAUCACAGAGCCGUCGGCCGCUACGGGGACUAUUCGUGUGACAGCUCGCUCGACCUAAUCGAGUCAGCGGCGAGAUACAUGCGAACUCGACACUCUGAGAACGUCGAGUUUGUACUAUGGACCGGUGACAUCAUCGCAGCCAGGUACAACGCAAAUGAAGACGAUAGGUACCAGGCGAUCAGAAACAUGACAGAUCUUCUCAGUAGAACAUUUAGUUCCCACUUCGUGUUCCCAGUGUUGGGCCAUUUGGACCCAGCGCCAUCCGAGAGCCUCACCAAUCUUUGGAUGCAUUGGCUCCCUUUGGAAGCACUGCAGACUUUUAAAUAUGGUGGCUACUAUACAAUAGAACAGAAACAAAGUAAACUGCGCAUAGUCGCACUGAACACGAACUUAUUCAGCAUGCGGGAAUCGAACUCACCGCAGACGAGGAGCCAGUGGUUAUGGCUGAACACCACCCUGGAUAAAGCUACCGAGAAUAAGGAGAUGGUGUACAUCGUUGGGCACGCAGCGCCCGGUUCGGAUUCGCGCCACGGUUACGAUUCGGCGUCCAAUGCGAAUUACCUGCGAACGAUCCGAAGACAUGCGCGCAUCAUCGCCGGACAGUUCUUCGGACAUUUGCACGCCGACACAUUCCGCGUCAUUUAUGAUAAUGGUGAGUUUUUAAUAUGGCUUCUUCUUAUCCUUGUUUGUUGUAAUACUUGUGAUCAGAUUGACAUCGCUUAUUUAUGAUAA
This is a messenger RNA of Manduca sexta (tobacco hornworm), 836 nucleotides long. RefSeq names its product sphingomyelinase phosphodiesterase C-like. Lineage: Eukaryota; Metazoa; Arthropoda; Insecta; Lepidoptera; Sphingidae. Gene Ontology annotation, molecular function: hydrolase activity. The record is from RefSeq and is a predicted model, not a curated record. The transcript has 5 exons. The annotation marks the transcript as partial.